UCUCAGGAAAGACAACUCAAUAAUUUGCCCAUCUGACGUGAACUUGUGUGAAUCUCUGAUAUAAACUAGGCUAAUAUUCAUCAGUUUUCAUUCAUUCCUUCACUUUUGACCCUUUAUUUCUAUCUCUUAGUACUCUCCAUUUCUCUCUCCUCUCACUCAUUGAACGCCCUUUCAGACACAACCCGACAACUGUUGCCGUUAGCUCUGAAACCCGUUAUUUCCAAUGGCUUGCGCCACGCCAUGACGGCUUUGCUGUGAUGUGCGGCGAGCGCCGGGAAAAGACAUUUCGGUGUAGCUCUAUUGUCGUCCGGGUGGAAACAGUAUGGAUAACACACGCUGUACAGUGCCAGAAACACGUUGAGAUAACGAAAAAGAAAAAUAGGUGUGAAAACCCCGGGAGGAAGCCGGGAGAGGGCAAUGAAAACCGGGAGUCUCCUGGGAAAAUCGGGAGAGUUGGCAAGUAUGUUUGGUGGUCAAAGGUCAAGGUCACUGUGAUCUCAGAAAACACGUUUUCUCAUAACUCAAUAAUUCAUAUGCUAAUUAUGACAAUUUCACACAAGUGCGUGAUAGAAUAAAUUGAAGAAGUGAUGACAUUUUGGACAAACAUGGAAGUAACUGCAACUUGACUGGUUUGCGGAAACAUAAAACCACAAGGCGGUUAUUCUAGUAGUUCAUUAUUUACUGGCAUUUUAUAGAUCAAACAAUUAGUUGAUUCGUUUUUUUGGCACACAAUUCUGAUGUUCCGAUCUGCUUUUAAAUGCAAAGUCUUUACAGAUAGACUUAAUAUUGGAUUUCAAAAAAGUAUAUUUGUUAUAGAGAUUCAUGUGGGAAAGGUAGGACUCUGCGUGUCCCCACUGACCUGACCAUGAGGCCAUGUCCGUGAACCCAAAGUCCCACAGUCGUUCACACAGAUCCUAUUGGUCUGCCGUCGGUGUAGCAGCAUAUGUAGCAGAGUGAGAGAGUGUGCGAGCCAGCUCCGAGCGGGGAGAGGAGGGGCUUUUAGACUCCACAACAACACCGGCGCGAGUGAGACAGUAGAGAGGAGAGAGAAUGCGGCAGAAGGAGGGAGCGGACCGUCAGUGGCCGACUCUGAGAGAAAGGACAUAGAGACGGAUCCUCACUUUUUUUUUCUCUGGCUUUUCCCUGCGCUUGUUUUGUCUUUAUCACUCCUCACCCAUUUGCUCUCUUUGUCCCUCUUUCUUUCCUUCUACUGACUCUGUCUCUCUGCAGUCUUUAUUCCUCUGUCCUACAUUCUGACUUGCUCACUAUCUGUCUGUCCUCCUCUUCCUCACCUAUGGCUACCUGACGGGCGAGCUUCUCCCUUCCGCCGUCUCUCUUCCUCUCCCACUCUUCCUUCUUUCUCUCCCCUUCUUCUGUUUCACCCCCCGUCUUUACUUUGAUCCUUCCUUCCCUUGCACCUGUCUGUCACCUAUCUGUUGUCUUUUGGUGCGAGGAUGCCAGUGCUGGAGGGGCUCUGGGGCCCAGAUCUCAGCAGGAUGCGGGACUCCGGUCUUGGCGUCGGGGUCUGUCCCGAUGAGGCUCCCCACUCGCCGGUUUGGGGGUCUCUCAGGACUCCUCCAAUUACCUGUGGAGGGCUGUCGCUGUCCCUGGAGCUUCCGGCUCUCAUACGGCAGCUCAGGGCGGCCUGGAGAGCUCGCAGGGGAGGCCCCCGGGGGCCCGAGAGAAGUCAGGCGAGCACUUGGGUGGAAUCAGAGAAGGAAGAGGUAGAGGAGGUGAAGCUUGACAUAGAGGACAGGAGUGCUCAUCAGGAAGCUGAUGGCAGACUGAACACUGGUCAUGCUGGUGUGUUGCUGGUUGAGAGACGAGGCUCCUACCCACUGAUUGACCUGCGAAUCCUCAGAACCAGUGCCCAGCAGGGGGAGGUAGAGGCCGGCACCAGGAGAAAGGUGAAGCGUCUGCUGAGCUUCCAGAGAUACUGCCACGCUUCCAGGCUGCUCAGGGGGUUGGUGCCCCACACCCCCGGGUCACUACACCUACUGGACGACGACUACCUGGGACAAGCUGCGCACAUGCUAUCAAAAGUAGGCACAUGGAACUUUGACAUUUUCCUCUUCGAUCGUCUUACAAAUGGUAACAGCCUGGUGACUCUGAUGUGCCAUCUCUUCAACGUCUACGGUCUCGUUCACCACUUCCAGCUGGACAUGGUCAAACUGCACAGGUUUCUCGGCAUGGUGCAAGAGGACUACCACUCCCAGAAUCCCUAUCACAAUGCUGUUCAUGCUGCUGAUGUCACCCAAGCCAUGUACUGCUACCUGAAGCAGCCCAAGCUGGCAGAGCAGCUGAGUCCCCUGGACGUGUUCCUGGGUCUGAUGGCAGCAGCCGCCCACGACGUGGACCAUCCUGGAGUCAACCAGCCCUUCCUCAUCAAGACCAGACACCACCUGGCAUCCCUCUACCAGAACACGUCCGUGCUGGAGAGUCACCACUGGAGAUCCACUGUGGGAAUGCUGCGAGAGUCAGGACUGCUGUCCCACCUGCCUGCUGACAUGUCGCAGGACAUGGAACAGCAGCUGGGCUCUCUCAUCCUGGCUACAGACAUCAGCAGGCAGAACGAGUUCCUGACGACCUUCAGAGAACAUCUGGACAACCAGGACCUCGACCUUCAGCUCGCCUCACACAGGCACUUCAUACUGCAGAUUGCUCUGAAGUGUGCAGAUGUCUGUAAUCCAUGUCGGGUUUGGGAGCUGAGCAGACAGUGGAGUGAGAGGGUGUGUGAGGAGUUCUACAGGCAGGGUGACCUGGAGAGAAAGUUCAACCUGGAGAUCAGUCCUCUGUGUAACCAGCAGGCUGACUCUGUUCCAGCCAUUCAGAUAGGGUUCAUCUCCUACAUCGUGGAGCCUCUGUUUGACGAGUGGCACCGCUUCACCGAGCCCAGCCCGCUCAGCCAGACCAUGAUGGGUCACCUGCACAAGAACAGGGCCCGCUGGACCCGCCUACGACACGCACACACAGCUUCAGACACGCAAACACACUCGCACGUCGAGCAGCCUGAAGGAGGAGGAGGAGGAGGAGGAGAGGGUGAAGACAUCCCUUAAUCUUCUUGUUUCUUGAGGCGUUUGAUCUUCCUUUGUAAACAGAGGAGAGGAGAGUCCUCCAGGAGUGUCCUCCAGCAUAUUUUCUCCCACUGCUGGUUGUUCACAGGCUCUGAGAGCGGAGAGUCGGGCUUCAAUUCAUGAGAAAUGGCUCCCUCUGCUGGGGGCGGAGUAUUGUAGCCCUGCAGGGGGAAAAAAAGAAGACGAUUUAUGGUGGUGGGCGCGAAUGGAUGGACAAUCUUAGUAAAUACAUGCCAAUUUGACAAAGUGCUCUUUCCUCCAGUGAUAUCUGAGAAAAGCAGGAAUUGAGAGGUUCUAUCAGAUGACGGACGAGGGAUCAACGAAGACGAAGAAUUAAAGUGUUUUGCACAAUGCUGCUAAAGAAAUGAAAAAGCCAAAUUUACGUACAAGUCAGCUGGACUGUGCUGGAAGAGAUGACAUAACAAUAUAUGAAAGAUAAAAGAGGAAUAUAUGAAUAUAUCCACUAUACUAUGCUUUUUAAACUUUUAGACAAUACACACUGUAUUAAGCUCUUUUCACUUUUUUCUCUUUUUGUACAGCUUGCACUUCUAUUGGAUGCUCUUUCGUACAAGUGUCUCACUUGUCUACUUUUCACUCAAGUGCGUUUUUAACUCACUAAGUUGGUAUAAUGUCACGGUACUGUAAACUGUACAAUGUAUUUUAACUGUGUAACCUGUAAGACUGACUGACUGAACUGACCGAUACAACCUUGGAACGCUGACAUCAACCGUCAGCUGGAUGUUUUUUUGAACUCACCGAUUGCGGAGAACACAAACCGGAGCCAUUUUCUAAAGCGUUUGUGUUUCGUGUAAUGUUAUAAACGGUAUAAUCUGUACAUACUGUGAUGUACGAACCUCAGCACUUCACAUGCCAAAAUCUCAGCAAUGUAUUAACCUUUUUACCGGGUAAAGAUAUUUGGGAAAUAUAACUCUUACACUGGCGUUACUUUUGUAACAACA
Sebastes umbrosus (honeycomb rockfish) is the source of this 4033-nucleotide messenger RNA. RefSeq names its product cAMP-specific 3',5'-cyclic phosphodiesterase 7B-like. The record is from RefSeq and is a predicted model, not a curated record. NCBI's taxonomy places the organism in Eukaryota, Metazoa, Chordata, Actinopteri, Perciformes, Sebastidae. The transcript is spliced from 12 exons. Gene Ontology annotation, molecular function: 3',5'-cyclic-AMP phosphodiesterase activity. Bases 1455 to 3056 code for a protein of 533 amino acids.